CUCAAAUUGUGCAGCCCGUCGCAUUUUAAGGUUAUUGAAAGAACUAUUAUAUUUUUUAAAUAAUUACAAUCAUGAGUGAUUCAGAAUAUUUAGAUGACACCGAACAAAUUAUAUCGGAAUCUCAUUCUAAACUCCUCGAAGCCGUAUCACAACUUGACAAAAACCAAAGAGUAAAGAAAGCAGAGAGGAGCGAACCUACUUUGGAAGUUUCCGAAUUUCAUUUGGUAAAGAGUGGAAUAUCUGACAGAGAUGCAGUUUACAUGAAUGAUUUGUCAAAAGCAUUGGGCAGAAAGGGUCACCAUCAUGAUAUUACCAAAAAUAUAAAAUUCGCCAGGAAUAAAUCAAAUAUUCUGAGAAAACCAUUGGAAAAACCAGUUGCAGAAAGGAUAAAAAGGAUUGUUGGUUUUGAGAAUGCAAAGAAAGAACUGAACAAAUGGAACGCUAUAAUAAGCAAAAACAGAGUGGCAGGGUCCCUUCAGUUUCCCAUGAAUCAAUCGUCUAUGAGAUUAGAGCCAUCCAAACAAUUUGUCAAGAGAUUCAGGCUUAGAUCGGAGUUGGAGGAAAAACUGGCUGCUUUGGAGCCACAGAAAGAGAAUAUUGAAGAGAAAGUCGAUGAAUUUUCCACAACAAUGCAGGAAAUUGUUGCAAAGAGGCAAGAAGCUGCCAAAAUCAGAGCACAACAAUCUUACAAGGAAUCGAAGUCUCGUCGUGAAAGGAAAAUCAAGAGCAAAAAAUUUCAUCGUUAUCAAAAAAAGAAAAGGAUUAAGGUGCAAUUGAAAGAGUUUGAGGAAUUGCAGAAAACUGAUCCUGAAGCUGCGUUAGAGAAGCUAGAACAACUGGAUAAGAGCAGGGCUGAGGAACGAAUGUCAUUGAGGCACAAGAGUACUGGGAAAUGGGCGAAAUCAAAACAAAUUAGGGCGAAAUACGAUAAAGACACUCGACAAGAACUCGCACAACAAUUAUCGGUUAGUCGAGAAUUGACGCUAAAGUUUAAAAAACCAGAUGAUUGUGAACCCGAUGAGGAUGACAAUACUCCUUCCAUGCAGUCUGUUUCUCACGAUCCAGAAAAUCCAUGGACAUCUACUAAUAAAUCCGAAACGGAAAUAGACGAGUUUGUUAAAAAUUAUCGUAAAUAUUGGGACGAACAAAAUAAUCGAUCCGAAAAUCAUAGACUCGACGUAAGCAAAACCGAUAAAAACGAAAAUGAUAUCAGCCAAGUAAACGUUUCAAUGGAAAAUAUAAAUAAUCAUGCUACUUUAGAAGAUGAAGGUACUAAUUGUACAAAAUCAUCAGAAUCGAAUAGCUCAGAUAACGAAAUAAUGAAAAAAAAACCAUCGACAGAUGAUAAGAAAUUGAACAAAGAGUCCAAAUUAUUAAAGCAAGAUUUAAACAAAGUCACAGCCACUUCCGUUUGGAACGUAGAAUCCGUCGAAAAUUUACCUAAACCUUCGACGUUGAACAUUUUAAAUAUCGAAGAAGUGAACAAUAUAUUUGAUGACAUGGAAGAAAAUAUGAAAGACAAAGUUAAAUUGAAACUCCAACAAUUUACAGAAAGUUACAAUAAAAAAUCAAAGAAAUAUGAAACAAAAACGAAUUCUAAGAGCGAGGAAGGGAAUUUUGACGGGCUGGAAAUGCCAUUAAAAAAUCCGAAACCAAUUAUAGAUUCAUCUUUGCAUGAAACCAUAGACAAAAAUGGUUCAAUGAAAGAAAUAAAUAGUGAAUUGAAAAUUGUAGAAGAUGGAAGUAGUUUGGUAGUAAAUAAGCCAAGCGAAAUAGAUCCAAAUAAGUAUAUAAACGUGAAACCUAAGAGAUUGAAUACUGGAUUGUCAGAAAUCGAUGCAAAAGGUGGUGAUGUUUUAGACGAUAGUGAAAACGACGACGACAACCAUAAUAUAAUUAGCGAAGCAUUUGCCGAUGAUGAUGUAAUCGAAGAAUUUCGAAAAGAAAAGCAAGAUGAGGUGGAGAAGUUCCAACCUAAGGAUAUCGAUUUAACUAUACCAGGAUGGGGAAAUUGGUAUGGGAAAAAUUUUAAAGUAUCAAAGCAGAAAAAAAAACGUUUCAUUUUGAAGUUUCCUAAAGAUUUGCCAAGAAAAGAUGAAAAUAAAGGGGAUGUUAUAAUAUUGGAAGAAAAUAAUAAAAAAUUGAAAGAACACCAAGUAAACGAAUUGCCAUUUCCAUUUACCAGUGUCAAAGACUAUGAAGCCAGUUUGAGAAUGCCGAUUGGAAGAAAUUUUGUACCUGAAAUUUCUCACAGGAAGUUAAUCGAACCUAUUGUUAAAACUAGUAUGGGGAAAGUUAUUGAACCGAUGGAUGAAAAUGUUUUAUUGAAACAAGAAGAUAAAAGUCGAAAUUUUAUUCAUAAGAAAAGAAGUAAAGUAAUUAAAAAGAAAAGAAUAAAAUAGG
Molecule: messenger RNA, 2403 nt
Organism: Colletes gigas
Lineage: Eukaryota; Metazoa; Arthropoda; Insecta; Hymenoptera; Colletidae
Product: U3 small nucleolar RNA-associated protein 14 homolog A
Exons: 7
Coding region: 72-2402 (776 amino acids)
Biological process (GO): rRNA processing
Cellular component (GO): nucleolus; small-subunit processome
Source: RefSeq, a predicted model, not a curated record